Molecule: messenger RNA, 3984 nt
Organism: Penicillium atrosanguineum
Lineage: Eukaryota; Fungi; Ascomycota; Eurotiomycetes; Eurotiales; Aspergillaceae
Product: WD repeat protein
Exons: 2
Coding region: 1-3984 (1327 amino acids)
Biological process (GO): positive regulation of TOR signaling
Molecular function (GO): protein binding
Source: RefSeq, a predicted model, not a curated record
AUGUCGGAGACUGGGUCACGCUCUCCGGUCCCUCCCCCGCCGCCACCUCCGACCCAGAAGUACUCGCAUCGGGCUGCCAACGCGCUCGCCCGUUUCGCGCCCUUCUUCGGGUCGAGACCUCCCAGCCCGCAGAGUAGCCGCGUUGAUGGCCCCCGGUCCAUCAGAUCAAAAUCGCUACCCGGUGAGCCACAGACCGUCACUCACCGUACGGGCAUCCCCAUUCUCGCCCUAGAUAUCUCACCGGAGCGCACCCACGCCGUGAUUGGAGGCAAGGAUAUCCUCAAAACAAUCCGGGUCUCGCCUGAUCACUCCUCGGAAGAAUUUAAUAUUCGCAAUGCAGUUAUCAGUUAUGCAUCCACCCACCAUGAUGCGGGCGUGUCGAUGCCACACAAGGACCAGUUGAAUGUCAGAGACGUCAAGUGGUCACAUGGCAAUUAUGACCGGAUAAUCGCAACUGCGGUCGCCAAUGGUCGCAUUGUCGUCUACGACUUGCAGCGGCCCGGCCUCCAACUAUGUCGCUUCCAGGGCCACAACCGUCAGGUUCACAGACUCGCCUUCAACCCUCACCUCGCAUCUUGGUUACUAUCCGGUAGUCAAGAUGGCACCAUCCGAAUGUGGGAUCUGCGAUCAGCCUCCGCGAAUCGGGGCCUUUCGACCUGCGGCAGCAAGCAUGUUUACCAUGGUAAUAGUGAUGCCAUCCGAGACGUCCGGUGGUCUCCCACCGACGGUGUCGUGUUUGCGACUGCCUCAGACAGCGGUGCCAUUCAGAUGUGGGAUGCGCGCAAGACCAACGCUCCAUUGAUGAGGAUUGCGGCUCACGACCGUCCCUGUUUCGCGGUCGACUGGCACCCGGACGGGAAACACAUCGUCAGCGGUGGCACUGACCGGCAGGUCAAGGUCUGGGAUUUUUCUUCGUCUGCGGAACGACGGCAGAAACCCGCGUUUCAAUUUCGAACUCCCCAGGCUGUAACCAAUGUGCGGUGGCGGCCACCAUCCUGGGUAGGUGACUCGCCCUCUUCGGGAGAAUGGCAGUCAUCUCAGGUAGUGACUUCCUACGACAAAGAUGAUCCGCGGAUUCAUUUAUGGGACCUCCACCGCCCACACGUGCCUUUCCGUGAGUUUGAUCGUUACGAUUCCCCAGCCGCCGAUCUGCUGUGGCACUCCAAGGACUUGCUGUGGACAGUCGGUGAGGUAGGGGCCUUUACCCAGACGGAUCUCCGCUAUGCCACCACGGUAGUUAAGCGCCGGCCUAUGUGUUCGGUCGCUUGGAGUCCAAAUGGCGAGUUUGUGGCGUUCGCCCAGCCGCGACCGAGGCGGCGCCCACUAGGUGUCAGCACCACCGAAUUCCUUCACCUUGAUGAGGAUCAGGCCAGCACCGGUGAAAGAUCCUUUAGUCACAGUCCGGCGGACGACACCCUUGAUGAUGUCGCCCUGGCUUCGUCGCUUCGGCAUCCCCAGACCAAGCUCACUACGCUCAGGGGAUCAAAAUCCCUGGGUAACACCCCUCCAGGUGGAAUAGAUAUCAUUCCAGUCCUUCCCCUGGAACAAGCUUUGGCCAAAAGCUCAAACCCGGUGCCUAGUCAAUUGGGAGCUAUUGGGACAAUUCCUGGUGCCACAAAUGAUGCAUCUCUCUUCCGAUUCUUGGCAGGGCACUAUUCACCGUUGAUGGUCGAACGCCCGGGCAGACGAAGUCAUGUCGAUGUUUUGAACUCGUUGAUUGAAUCCCUAGAUCAUAAUGCUGAGCGGGCAGACGAAGUCUCACUGACCAAGCUGGCUCAGACCUGGCGCAUCGUCAAAUUUGCGAUCCUCCAAGAGCUUCAACGCAGGUCGAGGGAGCAGUCUACAAGCAGGGGUAGUUUGAAGGGCAAGUCGUCCAAAGAUGGGCUACUCAACGAUAAGUCUAGGACAGACGAAAGCCGCCAGGGAAAGGUCAAAAGUCGACUGUUCAAGGGAGUCAUGGAGACAGAAGGUCCAAGAAGUCGAAUUCCUGAAGAAAGCACGUCGAAUAUGACUACUCCGCUUGCACAGCCAUUGCCUGAUUCGCCUGAUGAUUCAUGGACUAGUUCUGACUCUCAAAUUCCUUCACUACUUGAAAAUGCCGUCGAUCUUGACCCUCUUCCCCCAUCAGUCUUGAGCUCCCACAAUGGCUGGGGCAUGUCAGGCCCUGAUGCUAGUCGCGUCUCAUCAGCGCCACAAGAGCAAUUUAGGUCCAGUCACGAUAUACAACCCCUAGUGGAGCCCGUGCCCGGCCUUCUACGAGAACCGUUUGAGUCGGAUCCGGACAGCGAUCAGCGAUCAGCGCCUCGCGCGAUUGCUGGCAGGGCAGACUGGCGCCUUCGUGGCCGUUCAGACCUUCCUCGCGAAGGCUCUGAGGAUGACUACGACCAAAAAUUGGAAGACAAGCGAGCGGCGAUUCGGGACUUCAAACAAUAUCCCAAGAAACCCUUGACCCUUGAAUCAACAAUGGAUUCCAACCGUCCUCCCACGCUAGAGCGCUAUGGCCGACACGAUUCUUCAGAGAGCUUCCCAAUGUUCUCUGCAUCUACGGAUAGCUCGCAUCCAUCCAAAUCCAUAGGUGCCUCCUAUUCCUCGAAUGGAAGACUUCCCGAGCGCCGACUCUCGGAUGUCAGUCAGGCAGGUGGUCGACCUAACGGCGUGGCCCAGAGGGAAUCGAGCCUGGAGCCUGCCGUAGAAGAGCCUGAAGAUGACAUGGAUAUUGAUGAGUCUAUCCUUGAAAACGAGCGGAAGCAUCUUGAACGACCAUCGAGUCCCCCGGAAUUGUUGACAGAGUCGACUCCGCUUGAGCAGCCGGACUUAGAAGAUACCUUCCCGUCUGAGAAUACGCCUCCCGCGACCACCGCUGCUUAUCCGGCGAUGGCAGGAAUUUACGAAGAUCUCUCCCGAGUCAAGAUUCCUCUUGCUCCCAAUUCAUCGGAUCUGAAGCCAUGGAGUAUCGAGGCGAUCUUGAAAGAGGCAGUGCGCUAUUAUCAUAGCAGCAGCAGCUCUGUCGAUAUUCAGACAGCGGCGCAUUUACUGCAGAAGCUUCACGUCCUCUUCCAGGAUUGUGAGCAAAUUCUUCCUUACGAAGAGUGUGAAAUGAUUUUCAAGUCCUACAACGAAUGCCUUAUCCGGCAUUCAAUGGACCUAGAAGCUGCAGAGCUUCGCCUAUCUUGCGUGUCAACCUACCCAUGUGUCUACGACUAUGCGCAGGCAGACACCUUCAUUAAUGUCUUCUGCUAUACCUGCCAGAGACCAUACGAGAACCCGAUACGUGACAAUACUCGCUGCCACCGCUGCGACACUCCACAAGCACCAUGCUCCAUCUGCAUGAGCAUUGACCCUCCAGCGGAAUGGGUCGCAGCCCAGAUACAGCGGCAGUCUGAAUCAAUUGGCAGCUCAAGCCCCGACCCAGAGGCUGAGACUAUUUCCCACCUCUCCUCCCAGUCCUCAGUUCCUACUGAACCUAUCCCCUCUUUCGAGCUAGACGGCCUUGAGCCAUUCACUGCACCCCGUCCCAAAGGCUCUGCCCUCUGGACCUGGUGCCAGGGAUGUGGCCAUGGCGGCCACAUGGCCUGCAUCACCACCUGGCUAGGCGAUCCCUCGAUAAGUGAAGGAGGCUGCGCCACACCAGGCUGCUCACAUGACUGCGGUCCUGGUCCGCGGCGCGAACUCAAUCGCCAGACCCUUCUCACCGAAUCUAAACGCCGCACGUCCGGCGCUGGCCUCGUGAAGCGCGACCCGUGGACCAAGGGCGAGAGCAAGGCCGUGGAGAAGGUUCGCGGAAUGCUCGGAGCUGCUGGUGUUGCUGCCGCGACUGGUGGUAGCGGCGCCGGGUCCAAUGCUUCUACAGUCAGCUCUGCAGGUGGUCAGGGCCAGAUUUCUCCCGGGGCAGUCUCGCCUAAGAAGGUCAGGCUGGUUACACCGGGUGAGCAGGGGAAAAGCAGGGGCCCUACUAGCCGUUCGAACAUUGCACCGCAGGAGUAG